AUGGCAGACCUCGUCGACCACUCACCCCACCAUCCCACGCAAGCUGCGAAGCUCAGCAGUGCCUCGAAUGUCAUCUUGAUUGAUAACUACGACUCCUUCACCUGGAAUGUCUACCAAUACCUUGUGCUUGAGGGUGCGACUGUCACUGUGUUCCGAAAUGACGAAGUUACCGUCGAAGACCUGAUUGCGAAGAACCCGACCCAGCUGGUCAUCAGCCCCGGACCUGGCCAUCCCGAGACCGAUGCCGGAAUCAGCAAUGCGGCAAUUAAACACUUCAGCGGAAAAAUUCCUAUCUUCGGUGUAUGUAUGGGUCAACAAUGUAUGAUCACGACAUUUGGUGGUAAGGUGGAUGUGACUGGCGAGAUUCUUCACGGCAAGACCUCGGCCUUGAAGCAUGACUCAAAGGGUGUCUACGAGGGACUGCCUGCUGACCUCUCCGUCACCCGGUACCACUCGCUUGCUGGAACCCACGCCACAGUUCCUGGGUGCAUGGAAGUGACUUCGUGGGCCGAACUUGAGGAUGGUAGCGGUAACAACGUUAUCAUGGGCGUGCGGCACAAGGAGCUUGCUGUGGAGGGUGUGCAGUUCCAUCCCGAGAGUAUUCUGACCGAGUAUGGUCGGACUAUGUUCAGGAACUUCUUGAAGCUCACCGAAGGCACCUGGGCUGGUAACAAGGGCAGCGUUGCUCCCAAGGCUGCUGCUCCCGUGGACAAGAAGUUGUCUAUCCUGGAUAAGAUAUAUGCUCACCGCAGGAAUGCCGUCGAGGAGCAGAAGAAGAUUCCCGCUCUGCGUCCGGAGGCCCUCCAAGCUGCUUAUGAUCUGAACAUCGCACCGCCACAGAUCUCGUUCCCUGCCCGGUUGAGACAGUCUGACUAUCCCCUAUCCCUGAUGGCGGAGAUCAAGCGUGCAUCUCCUUCCAAGGGCAUCAUAUCAGCCGAUGUGUGCGCGCCCGCCCAAGCACGGGAAUACGCUAAGGCUGGAGCAAGCGUUAUCUCCGUUCUGACCGAGCCCGAGUGGUUCAAGGGUACUAUUGACGACCUUCGGGCAGUUCGCCAAAGCCUGGAGGGACUCACCAACCGACCCGCUCUCCUGCGUAAAGAAUUCGUCUUUGACGAGUAUCAAAUUUUGGAGGCGCGUCUUGCCGGUGCCGAUACGGUUCUGUUGAUUGUGAAGAUGCUCAGUGUCGAGCUUCUCACAAGGUUGUACAACUACUCGCGCAGCCUCGGCAUGGAGCCUCUUGUGGAGGUCAACACUCCCGAGGAGAUGCAGAUUGCGGUUGAUCUAGGAUCCCAGGUCAUUGGUGUCAACAACCGUGACCUGACCAGCUUCGAGGUUGAUCUUGGUACUACUAGCCGUUUGAUGGACCAGGUGCCCGAGACCACGAUUGUCUGUGCUCUCAGUGGUAUUACGGGCCCCCAUGAUGUGGAGGCUUAUAAGAAGGAGGGCGUGAAGGCUAUUCUGGUUGGAGAGGCCCUGAUGCGGGCGCCCGACACGUCUGCCUUUGUGGCACAGCUUUUGGGUGGGUCUUCUGAGAAGAUUUCCUCCUCGUCGUCAAGCUCGCCUUUGGUUAAGAUCUGUGGCACGAGAUCUGAAGAAGCGGCCAAGGCUGCUAUCGAGGCUGGUGCUGAUCUGAUUGGCAUCAUCAUGGUUCAUGGCCGAUCAAGGCUGGUUCCCGACGAUUUGGCUCUGCGCAUCUCCCAGACAGUCAAGUCCACGCCGCGACCUGGUGUUCAAUCAACUGGAUCAUCUGAGCAAAUAUCAAAGACCACCUCUUCCGAAUGGUUUGAACAUUCCACCCAGGUCCUGCGCCAUCCCACUCGUGCAUUGCUUGUGGGUGUCUUUAUGAACCAGCCUUUGUCGUACGUCCUCGCUCAACAGCAAAAAUUGGAUCUUGACGUGGUGCAACUCCACGGCUCCGAGCCCUUGGAAUGGGCCAGCUUGAUUCCAGUACCAGUGAUCCGAAAGUUUGCCCCAGGUGAUCUUGGCAUUGCCCGCAGAGCCUAUCACACUCUUCCUCUUUUGGAUUCUGGCGCGGGAGGUUCCGGAGAAUUGCUUGAGGGAGCAGGUGUGCAAAAGGUCCUCAACAGCGACGAAGGCUUGCGAGUGAUACUUGCCGGUGGCUUGAAUCCUGACAAUGUUGUCGACAUCGUCGACAAAUUGGGCAAGGCAGGAUCCAAGGUGGUAGGAUUGGAUGUCAGCUCCGGAGUGGAGACCAAUGGCGUUCAAGAUUUGGAAAAGAUCCGCACUUUUGUGACGGCAGCCAAAAGCGUUCGUGCGUGA
Messenger RNA from Penicillium daleae, 2280 nucleotides. Its product is annotated as bifunctional anthranilate synthase/indole-3-glycerol-phosphate synthase. NCBI's taxonomy places the organism in Eukaryota, Fungi, Ascomycota, Eurotiomycetes, Eurotiales, Aspergillaceae. Bases 1 to 2280 code for a protein of 759 amino acids. Gene Ontology annotation, biological process: L-tryptophan biosynthetic process. The record is from RefSeq and is a predicted model, not a curated record. Gene Ontology annotation, molecular function: anthranilate synthase activity; indole-3-glycerol-phosphate synthase activity; phosphoribosylanthranilate isomerase activity. Gene Ontology annotation, cellular component: cytosol. The transcript has a single exon.